Rhagoletis pomonella (apple maggot) is the source of this 756-nucleotide messenger RNA. RefSeq lists its product as uncharacterized. The transcript is spliced from 2 exons. The coding region runs from base 1 to 756 and encodes 251 amino acids. The record is from RefSeq and is a predicted model, not a curated record. NCBI's taxonomy places the organism in Eukaryota, Metazoa, Arthropoda, Insecta, Diptera, Tephritidae.
AUGACUUGGCAUUAUCAACCGUAUCACAAGUCGAAAGAUUGCUACUUCUGCCAAACAGAUACCGUUGGCCAUCACUACAAAACUCGCAAUCUCAUAAAAUAUGCUAAUGUGUUGACUGUAUCGAGACCAACCCCGAAAGAAAACACAGGGGAGCCAACUGCAAACGGACCAGCAGACCCUUGCAGCGAGUUCCCGAUUGAAAAAAAUGAGGACUCGUCGUAUGUUCCAAAUCGGGCAGUAGUAAAGGAACGACAUUUUAUAUCUAGCCAAGAUUAUAGUGAUCUUAGUCGAGAUUUGAAUCUGUCUUAUAGAGAAACAGAGAUCCUGGGUUCACGAAUAAAGCAGUGGAAUGUAGUGGAUGAUGACUUUAAAGUGACAUUCACACGAAACUUAGACUUAUCGUCAUUCGAAGAAGUUUUUAAGGCUGAUGAUAUAGACAAUAAACUUGUAUAUUGUGUUGAUGUGGAUGGAUUGUUUGCUGCCUUCGAUCACGUGUACUGCGCAAAAGAUUGGCGAUUAUUUCUGGACGGUUCUUGCAAAAGUCUGAAAGUAGUAUUAAUUCACAACGAGAAUCAGUUGCCAACAGUUCCAAUAGCAUACGCUACUGAUAUGAAAGAGACGUAUCAAACGAUGGAAAAGAUUUUACGAUUAAUCAAUUACAAUAAACAUCAAUGGCAAAUUGUCUCAGACCUCAAAGUUCUGACAAUACUUCUGGGAAUGCAAGGAGGCUACACUAAGCAUCCGUGCUAUUUCUGA